UCCCCUACCCCCCCCCGCGAUGAUGCUGUCUGCACGGGGGGUCUUGGGCCCCCCACUCGGCCUCUCCGCGCUGCCAAUCAAGCUGCUCGCGCUCCCCCAGGGUGGGCUGGACCCGCCUGCCGCGGGCCCCGAGCCGAUGGCCGCCCCCUUCCUGCCCCCUCCACCGCCCCCCCAGAACGGCUUGGGGGGCGACUUCGCUCAACAGCUGGGGGGGGGCUCUGCGAGCAGCCUCGCCCUCUACACGGCAGCCCCCCUCAAUCACGGCAACUCCACGGCAGCCGCGACCUCCGCUCACCACGGACUCUCCGUCCCCGGCACGGCAACGCAGCAAACGGAGGAUGAGUCGGCGCUGCCCCCGCCCCCGGCAGACGGUGGGGGCCCCCCCUCCCCCAAGGGGCAGCACAAGAGGCUCCACGUCUCCAACAUCCCCUUCCGCUUCCGCGACCCCGACCUCCGGCAGAUGUUUGGGCAAUUUGGAAAAAUCUUGGAUGUAGAGAUCAUCUUCAACGAGCGGGGGUCAAAGGGAUUCGGCUUCGUGACGUUUGACAGCAGCGGAGAGGCGGAGCAGGCGAGGGAGAAGCUGCACGGCAGCGUGGUGGAGGGGAGGAAGAUCGAGGUGAACAACGCCACAGCGCGGGUGAUGACGAACAAGAAAGCCGUGGCGUCGUUAAGCAACGGAUGGAAAGGGAACCCUGUGGUGAGCGCGGUGUACGCGCCAGAGAUCUACGCCGUGGCGGGCAUCCCCUUCCCCGCGGCCGCCGCCGCCGUCCCGGCCGCCGUCCCGGCCACAGCAGCGGCCGCCGCGGCCGCAGCGGCCGCCGCGGCCGCAGCGGCCGCGGCGUUCCGUGGGAACCACGCGAGGGGCAGGGCCCGGGCCGUGUUCAGCGCCCUCCGCGUGCCGCCCCCCACCAUGCCCGCAUACGGGGGAGUGGUCUACCAGGAUGGGUUCUACGCUGCCGACCUCUACGGCGGCUAUGCCACGUACCGCUACGCUGCCCCUGCCACGACCGCCUACAGCGACAGCUACGGACGCGUGUUCGCCCCGGCGGAGGCGUUCCAUCCGGCGCUGGGCCCCGCCGCCACCUAUGGGGUCAGCACCGUGGCGAGCCUGUACCGUGGAGCCUACAGCCGCUUCACGCCCUACUGACCCCGUGGGGGGGGGGGGGCACUCUCCCUCAACAUCACCCCAGCCCCCACCCCCAACUCCCCCUUCUCGGGGGAGCAGCCAUAGCAAUACACCGCCCCCCCCCCCCCAGCACCUCGAUGGGUUGGAGGACGUUCCCAUGACGGGGCCAAAUCCGGGAAUAAUCUUUCAACGUUGGGACUGAAAGUGAAGGCCACGAGGAGGGGGGAGGCGGUGCCCCCCCUCCACCUCUCCCAGCUCCGUCCUUCACGUGAUGAACACGUGACCGGAUUUUAAUAUUUAAUUAAUUGUGGCGACAUCGUCAUCCACCACGGCGGGGGUCACGGGGUCAGCACCGUGGUGGGGUGGGCGGGAGGGGGGUCAAGAGAAGCAGCAGCAGCAAGAGGAGCAGCAGCAGCAGCAGCAGCUGUAGCAACAGCAGCGACACCAACACCGCAGCAGCAGCAGCUGCAGCAGCUGCGGUGUUGGUCCUCUCGGCCACCCCUUCACACCGAGGGGGUGGAUUUGGGAGCUCCCCUGCACAGCCCCCUCUCUCUCCCUGCGGGUGGCAGCACCAUCCACCCGUCAAUCACGACCUCGCCCCCCCGCCCCCCGCCCACUCCCCACACUUCUUCUUUGCUGGCGCCGCAUGCCGCUAAUUAACUCGGGGCCGCGAAGGCAUCUGUGCCAUUAAUUGGCUUCUCAGCCUCCUGAUUAAAUUAGUGUCCAGCCUUGCCACUGGUGGGUGAGCCGCCGGAGGGGGAGGGGGGAGGGGGGGUCGGGGUCUAAACUGCCGGCACUUGGAAGGGUCCUGCUUCCCUUUACACACGGAGUUGAUUGAGCACAAGCAUCUUGAGUUGCGCCAGGUUAUUUAUUAGCAGAGAUUCGGGGAAAGAGACGAUCGCUAUGAUGAUGACGACGACGACGACGACGCGAGGAGGGAAUUCCAGAGUGGAGCAGUGGGAGGGUUAGACCCGGGGCGGUGAGUGGGGUGAGUGGGGUGUGAGUGUUUCAGUAAACGCGGGCUGCUGCUGUUGUGCGUUUGAAGACUUACCGAAGCUGCUCUUCCACAUCCCCACCACGGAGUCGGGCGCGCUCGGCUGACGCCGGACAAACUUCACCGGAUCGCGACGCCGACGCUGCUGCUGCUGCUCCUCCGUGCUGACGAAGAGGGAACGAGGAACGUGGGAGAAAGCGGGGAACCCGAUGGACAGACGGGAGCAAUGAAGGAUCUGCAAUGUAAAGGAGGAGGAUUCUGCGGCACGGGAAAGCCACGUGUCUCCAGCUGGGGCGUGCGUGGGAGGGGGUCCAGAUGGGACGAAGCCUGGCGACGUCUACCCACGUGUAGCCCCGUGGCGCCAAGUGACUGGGGAUGAAAAUAAGGGCCCCCCCAAGGCUCCCUGUGCCCCCCCCUGCCCCCCCCAUUAUCCAUAACCCCCCACCCCCCCCCCACCGUCCGUCUCGACGCAGCAUUAUGCAAUGGCCGUGUGCGGCAGGGCCCACACGCGUAUUAUUCUCGAUGCUUCCAGCCGCGCUGACGUUUCGCGUCGAUGCCAAAGCGCGGGGCCUGUGCGUUUUUGUAAAUCUCCCGCGACCCCCCCCCCCCUCCCCCGGA
Molecule: messenger RNA, 2738 nt
Organism: Lethenteron reissneri (Far Eastern brook lamprey)
Lineage: Eukaryota; Metazoa; Chordata; Hyperoartia; Petromyzontiformes; Petromyzontidae
Product: RNA binding protein fox-1 homolog 3-like
Biological process (GO): nervous system development; regulation of alternative mRNA splicing, via spliceosome
Cellular component (GO): nucleus; cytoplasm
Molecular function (GO): mRNA binding
Source: RefSeq, a predicted model, not a curated record